AAAAUCUCCUCCGGAAGCAGUUUUUUUGCACGUGACAUCCGGCAACAUUAGAGUGUAAAAGGGUAUCAAGCAAGCCGUUUGGAGUAAAUUAGUCAGUUUUAUUGGUUUUAAAUGAAGCCAUGUCAUGAAAAACUAGAAGUAGGGUUGCCAUCCUGAAGCUGUUGGAGGAAACGGCUUGUGUCAGAAGACCAACAUGACAACAGGUGUCACAACAAUGCAAAUAGCUUUAAAUCUGUAAGUGAUGGCCCUGAAAAAAACUUGUCACUCUGGAUAUAGUGAUACAUCACAGGAACCGGAGGAAUUAGAAAGUGUUUUUGAUGAAAAGAAAGAAAGAAAUGGACCCUCAGAGGCAUUCCAGCUGAAUUUUGUAACCACAGAAUGUCACAGCAGUCACAUGUAAACAGUCAAGUUAAAGAAGUCGGUGCUUCAGGAGGUCAUGCUGACAUGAAAAAAAUAAGCUGUUUUUUCUGUGGAUCAGAAUUUUCAACAGGAGGACUUCUGACACGACACCUUUCUGACCACACAGGAGAGCAGCUACUCAGCUGUGUUAUCUGUAAAGAUCCAUUCACUUCUGAGUUUGAGCUCAAAAGUCACUUGUGCUCUAGUGAGUCUCCUCAGGAUCAUCAGAUCCAAACUGAUGAACAGAUAAAUGACAAAGAGCUGCUCAGCUGCUCUCAGUGUGAUGAAAGAUUUUCAAAAUCUGAAGACUUAAAUCUUCAUCUGAGAAUUCACACAAAGGGAAGCUUGUUCAGCUGUUCAGUUUGCAGCACCAGUUGUAGCGACAAAGAGACGUUAAUUCAGCACAUGAGGAUCCACACCAGACAAACACAGUUUACCUGCCAUGUUUGUGGGAAGGACUUUGCAUGGAGGAGACACCUGACCAAACACAUGGAAGUCCAUAUGAAAAGGAAAAAGGUUUUCCGCUGCAGACCUUGUGGUGCUGAAUUUUGUACUGAUUAUCUUUUGUCUAAACAUAAAGUUGUUCAUCACUCAUUGGAGCUUUCUCGGGGCCAGACUGAGGAGAAUAGGGAGGAGAAUGAACACAUGGAAUCAUCAGCUGAUGGAGAUGAUUUUGAAGGGUUAGAGCCAACCAAACAUCCAAAUACUGAAGCAGAUAGUCAAGAGAGAAGUGUGGAGGCUUCAGCGUGCUUCAAAGCUGAAGAAGGUGAUUUGUGGACAGAGUCCACAAAACCUGAGGAAGCUAAGGAAGACUUAGAAUUUUUUACAGUCAAAGAGAAUCAGGAACCAGUUUUUAAUAAAGAAGAGGUGAAGCUUGAAGAUCCGAACCCUCCACAGAUAAAAGAAGAAGAGGAGGAGGCUGAGAUCACCAAGUUUCCAUUCAGUUCUGUCCUGGUGAAAACUGAAGAAGAUGAGGAGAAACCUCAGUCUUUACAGCCUCGUCACUGUCACAACGAAGAGAGUAAAAACUCUUUUGGAGGGGCAGAUCCAGAGGAAAACGAAAAGAUGUUUUCUGACCCAGACACCGAUGACAGCGACUUUUGGAAACCAAAUGGGAAACAUCGGUCAGGUUCUAACUCUGAAAGUGAUUCUGGAAGGAAUAAGGCCGCUGCGUCCCUCCAGCCUGAGAGCGACGACAGCGUUGACAGCGACUUUUGGAAAGAAAUUAGGAAACCACAAUCAAAUGUGAAAUCAUCAGGACAAGAAGCAACAGAAAUUGGAGCAAAAUACGUAACUGAUUUAAAACCUUAUGGCUGCACUCAAUGUAAUAAAGUGUUUCGCUACAGUUCCCAUUUGAAGAUUCACAUGAAACAGCACACAGAAUAUUUGUGUUCGGUUUGUGGUCGCAAACUAACCUCUAGUUCAACCCUGAAGGUUCACAUGAGAAUUCACACAGGCGAGAAGCCGUUCAGCUGCUCGAUUUGUGAUAAAAAAUUUUCAAAAAAGGCAACCAUGCAGUCUCACAUAGCUGUCCACUACGCAGAGAGGAAGUACAGCUGCGACGAGUGUAAGAAACGCUUUGCUUGGUACACGGAGCUGAAGUACCACCAGUGUGUUGGUGGUGCCUCACAUGAACAAACAUACGAGGAAGAUGUAAGCAUAAAUCUGAAACGUCGCAACUUUUACAGCUGAAAACUUUUACCUGCAGAAGUUAGAUGAAUGUGAUGUGGCUGUUUGGGUGAUCUUCUGCAGUGUCACAAAAUUAUUGUGUGCGUGGGUAUUGUGGCAGAUUCUGCAGCACAUAAAGAAUCUCUCCGGGGUUAAGGUCUGGACUCUGGAGGGCGAUCCAAAACUAUACCUUUUGAUGAACCUUUUGCAAUUUGAGCAUAAUGUAUCAUGGUAUUUUACGUGUUUGGAACAGGCGGUGUAAAGCCGGGUGUACACUGUGACUUUUUGGCUCGUAGCGUUCAGCUCCAUCUCAAACUACGACCUCCUCACAGAGCGAAGCUCAUGAGCCAUGUUCUCACUCUGUACGUGUGGCAACAACAUGUCGGACCUAAGCCCCGGAGACCAUCUGUGGUCCUUCAGGCUUGCCGUAGGACACGCCGGCGUUUAUGGGGGGUUGGAGAAGGAAGACAAAAUGUUUUGCGAUCUGUUUUAAUUGACAAACAGAGCAAACAUGCUUUAUUGGCAACCCUUGUUAUUGUAUGCAGAGCAAAGGGUAAAAAUCAAAAGAACCAAUGUGUGUUGACUCAGAAAUACCUGAGCAUCCAUGUUGAUGCAUGUGCUGUGUGAGCGGUUCUGGUACAUUUGGGUUAUAGUGCUGCUUCAACAAUAUGAGGGAUGAGCAGAAUAUCAAACAUGUUUGAUAUUUGUGCGACUGCAUGAUUUCUGUGGCCAGAAUAUUCCACUUGCAACUUCAGACUGGUGGGCCGCUCUGUUGGGGCUUGGAAAAAAUAGAGCUAACAUACCUGGCACUGCAGUCUGGUUCCAGGACGUUUGCAUGUUUUAGAUCAUCAACACAGCUGAUUUACUAAUCACUCCUGGAGAUACUAAUGAAGGCUGGGGAGACAGCCUGUCUUAGACUUUCAUCGUCUAUAUAUCAGAAGCUAAUGCAGGAGAUAGAGUUGGAAGACUAUUUUGAUUUUCAGCCUGCAUGAAAAACUCAGAUUGACCAAUUUAAAUCAGAAAUAAUAAUUUAAAGUGGUUUUUCCUGUGAUACACACCUUUAGGAAUACCCAUGACACCCACUGCCUGCUUCUUUCCAGCAGUUUUAUUACAAUUUGAAACAAAAUCAAGUUUAUUUAAACCCAUAGAUGUUUCCUACAGAUUUAUGUUCAAUAUUUGAUUCAUGUCUCUUUGAUUCUGUGCAGAUAUUAACUGCAGUAGCAGGUCAGGUUAAAUUUAAAAUUAUCUAAAUUUAUGUUAAAUUUGUAUUUUCAUUUUUGAAGCUCAUGAUCCAAUUAAAUGGCUCCAAUGUGUUUCUAGGUAAAGAAUUGUGAAUACUCUGUUGUACAUUGAUUCUUUUGCACAUAUAAAUUCUAUUAAAUAUCUUGAUGCUACAAAA
This is a messenger RNA of Nothobranchius furzeri (turquoise killifish), 3466 nucleotides long. NCBI's taxonomy places the organism in Eukaryota, Metazoa, Chordata, Actinopteri, Cyprinodontiformes, Nothobranchiidae. The record is from RefSeq and is a predicted model, not a curated record.